Molecule: messenger RNA, 7098 nt
Organism: Orcinus orca (killer whale)
Lineage: Eukaryota; Metazoa; Chordata; Mammalia; Artiodactyla; Delphinidae
Gene: MAP3K14
Product: mitogen-activated protein kinase kinase kinase 14
Exons: 16
Coding region: 2738-5623 (961 amino acids)
Biological process (GO): protein phosphorylation; positive regulation of canonical NF-kappaB signal transduction
Molecular function (GO): ATP binding; protein serine/threonine kinase activity
Source: RefSeq, a predicted model, not a curated record
GGCGGGGCGGGGCGACCGUGGGCCCUGAGAGCAGCGGUCGGCGACCGGCGGCGGGAGAUCGUGGACGAGCGGAGCGUGACACUCGCUGGUGGGGGAGAUCGGCGCUUGGCCGGCUGCCGGAUGAGUCAUCAGGGAACUACAGAGGAGGAGGCCCCAAGCUCAGCUGCCUCAGCCUCGGCUUCUCUGGGACAAGGGAGCCUGGAGUGCUCCUGGAAGGAGGAUCAGGAGCCUACCUAGCCACCAAGGUGAAAGGGCAGCUUCUGGGGGAGGGGGUGCCCCACAGCCUGUCUGGAGGAGCUCCAGCUCAGGAUGAGCCGUGUCAGGCAGGACAGGCCACUUGAGCCUGAGUGCAGCUCUAUAGACCUCUAAACAUCUGGGUUUAAGAUCUUGCCCUCGGAGCAAGAUUGACUGCUGGCCUCAUUUCUCUCACCGUCAGAUGAAACUCUCUCUUCAUCCCCAAUGCUCAGCAUCACCCUUUGAUUCCGUCAUGCAGCCACCACCGGCUGUUUCGUCUAUGCCCCACUCUGCUCUACACAGGCAACACCACCUCUCACCCUCAGAAGCCUUCUGCCUGGGGAGGACCACGACUUUCCUCCUUGUGUUUGCCUGCAGCCCAGGGGACUGGGGAGUGGGCAGCACAGCCCACUAGGUCUGGCCCCGCACUGCCCCACACAGGCUGGGUGAUCUGGGGCAAGUCUCUGCCUAAUUAAGCCUGCAAUUCUUCAAAUAAAAGUGAGGAGAGGGACUUCCCUGGUGGUCCAGCGGUCUCCGUGCUCUCAAUGCAGGGUCAGGGAACUAGAUCCCACAUGCAUGCCACAACUAAAGGAGCCCGCAUGCUGCAACUAAGACCCAGUGCAGCCAAAUAAACAAAAAAAAUUUUUUUAAUGAGGAGAUUAAAGCAAUGUCCCUAUAGGCACGCUUCUAAUACUAUUAGGUUUGAAGGCCUUGGGGUCUGUUUUUAAGAUCUCAUUUCCCUUAUAAAGAGGCCGAGAGAGGUGGGCCCUACUCUAGGCCCUGGAUCAAGUCCUUUUUGGAGAUGGAAGGGGCUGUGGAGGUGUGGGGUGGGAUGACAGUAUGGUUACAAGUGAAACAGCCUGCCUUGCAGGGCUUUCACCUAAUUGAAGUCAGAACACCCCUUAGACUUCUUAAGGUCAUCAAGAAACAAUGAGGCCACCCAUUCAGCCUCCUGAGCAUCGGGCCUGCAGGACCACACCCAGGCAUCCAGGCUGAAAGCUGGAGCUGCUGAGUUCAAAGCUAGAAGGCCCUUGAAGGCACCCCCACACCCACACCCCAGUCAAGCUGACUCAGCCUUUCGUAGCCACUGUGGUGAGGCAGACGCAGUAGGAAGGAGGUUUCAGCCUAGUGUUUCCCAGCAUCCCACUGUCUCUUGUAAGCUUCCAGCCUGAUCCGGCAGAAGGUCAGAGGUGUUGGAGGGUCGGCUUCCCACGGUCUGCCUUUCUCGCGCAAGAGCAGAUGGAGGAGUGAUCCGGGAUGAAUGGAGCUACCGCAGGGAAGACCGCAUCUGUUAGUAACAGCCUUAGGACCAGGCUGCCAUCAGAGAGCACUUAUUAAAGGCCUGUCUGCAGCCGAUGCCUUCUCAGGCUUUGUCUCAAGCAAGUCACGACCCAGAAGGGCCCUGCCCUUGGGAGUCCACGCCCCAGUCUUUAAAAAGGCUCCCAAAUGGUAACAACCUCAGGGUGGUGCCAUUCUCUUCCGUGACAACCGUAGCCCACGUGCUGCUUGCACAGAUUGUCACAACAGUGGGCUCUCUCUCCCCUCUGCCUCUACGGGAACGCAGAGCUGGUAGAGAUGGAGCCCAGAGAGAGGUGACGUCUUGCGCUUUGUCCUCAUAUUUCUAGAGGUGUCGGUUGGUGUCCACGGCUCUAAUAUAAAUUCCACUACUAAUGUUGCCUGAAAGAAAACUGAUACUUAGGAGAGGUUUUCAGCAAAUGAGUUUGGACAUUACAGAAGGAAGCAUGUCAGUUCCUUCUGGAGAGCCGCAAACAGAUGCAUCUCGUGAAAGGAGCCAAGUGCUGGUAUUGCCAUUUGCAUGCUGGUUUUUCAAUUUACAAGAUUUCAUUUAUGUGUAUGCAUGUAAUGUUUAUAUAAAUAUACACACAAAUCCCUCUAUAUAUAUAUACAAACACACACAUCUGGAUGCCUAUGUACACACACGUGUGCACACACACGUAUACAUACAUGUAUCUACCUCUAGCUAGGGAACAAAACAAAACCGUGGUUCUCUCCACUUGGAGAAGAGCCAUCAUGGAUGGUGCAGGCAUGUCCUCUACGAAGCAAGGCUUCUGCGGAAUCAGUGAUGUGACUGAUGGUUUUGGAGUAUAGGAUCCACCACCCUGUUCUGGGGAAGCAAAGUUCACCACAAAACAAACAACAGAAAAAGAUUCAGCCAUUAUUCAUAAAGGCAAGAAAGAACCAACCCAGAUGUUGGUCCACAUCUCUCCUGGAGGAGGCGGGCUGGAGUUCCCCUUGUGGGGUGGAGAGAGGGGCCAUUUACUGUGGAGGGGCCAGUAGGACUGGGGGGCUCACCCCACGUGGAACAAUGGUGAGGUUGCCAUUUGGAACAUUUGGAGGGAUAGCUAUGUGUGGCAUGAGGAAGUAGAGACCCUUUGCCCCCUGCUUUUCUCCUCCCACCCAAGCCUGACACCUGGGCGCCUCGGGGUCUGGGGGUGACCUGCUCUGUGUGUGGUCUCUCACAGGGUGAGCGUGAGCCUGGGAGAUGGCAGUGAUGGAAAUGGCCUGCCCAGGCGCCCCCGGCUCCGCGGUCGGACAGCAGAAGGAGUUCGCCAAAGCCAAGGAGAAGACACAGGCAACGGAGACGAAGCAGAGCUCCGUCCACAAGCUCGAGGCCGUGGAGAAGAGCCCCAUGUUCUGCGGGAAGUGGGAGAUCCUGAACGACGUGAUUACCAAAGGCACAGCCAAGGAAGGCUCCGAGGGCGGGCCGGCUGCCAUCUCCAUCAUCGCCCAGGCCGAAUGUGAGAAUAGCCAAGAGUUCAGCCCCACCUUCUCAGAACGGAUCUUCAUCGCUGGCUCGAAACAGUACAGCCAGUCGGAGAGUCUUGAUCAAAUCCCCAACAAUGUGGCCCACUCGACCGAGGGCAAAAUGGCCCGCGUGUGUUGGAAGGGGAAGCGUCGCAGCAAAGCCCGGAGGAAACGCAAGAAGAAGAGCUCCAAGUCCCUGGCUCAGGCAGGAGUGGCCUUGGCCAGACCCCUCCCUAGAACCCCUGAGCAGGAGAGCUGCACGGUCCCGGUUCAGGAGGAUGAGUCUCCGCUAGGCACCCCGUAUGUUAGAAACACCCCCCAGUUCUCCAAGCCUCUGAAGGAGCCAGGCCUUGGCCAUCUCUGGUUUAAGAAGCUCGGGGAGGGCCUGCGGCCAGCGCUGCCUCGACCGGAACUCCACAAACUGAUCAGCCCCCUGCAGUGCCUAAACCACGUGUGGAAACUCCACCACCCCCAGGACGUAGGCCCCCUGCCCCAGCCCGUGCACCCCUUCCCCUACAGCAGACGGCCCCACCCCUUCCCGUUCCACCCUCUCCAGCCCUGGAAACCUCACCCCUUAGAGUCCUUCUUCCUAGGCAAACUGGCAAACUGUGUAGACAGCCAGCAGCCCCUGCCCGGCCCUCCCCUGGGCAGACUGGCCUGUGUAGACGGCCAGAAGCCCCUGCCUGGCCCACAUGUGAAGCCCAGCUGCCCGUCGCAUGGCUCGAGUGACAAGCUGUCCAUGGAGGAGUACCUCGUGCAUGCUCUGCAAGGCAGCGUGAGCUCCGGCCAGGCCCGCAGCCUGGCCAGCCUGGCCAAGACCUGGUUGGUGGGGGGCUCCAAGCCUCGGGAGCCCAGCCCUGAAACCGAGGACAGUGAGGGGGUCCUGCUUAUUGAGAAACUCAAGCCGGUGGAUUAUGAGUACCGAGAGGACAUCCAUUGGGCCACGCGCCAGCCCUGCCUGGGCAGAGGCUCCUUCGGAGAGGUCCACAGGAUGGAGGACAAGCAAACCGGCUUCCAGUGUGCCGUCAAAAAGGUGCGAGUUGAAGUGUUUCGGGCUGAGGAGUUGAUGGCAUGUGCGGGAUUGACCUCACCCAGAAUCGUCCCUUUGUAUGGAGCUGUGAAGGAAGGUCCUUGGGUCAACAUCUUCAUGGAGCUUCUAGAAGGUGGCUCGCUGGGCCAGCUCAUAAAGCAGAGGGGCUGCCUGCCGGAGGACCGGGCCCUUUAUUACCUGGGCCAGGCUCUGGAAGGGCUGGAAUACCUCCAUACCCGAAGGAUUCUACACGGAGAUGUGAAAGCCGACAAUGUGCUCCUGUCCAGCGAUGGGAGCCACGCAGCCCUCUGCGACUUUGGCCAUGCUGUGUGCCUUCAACCCGAUGGCCUGGGGAAGUCUUUGCUCACAGGGGACUACAUCCCCGGGACAGAGACCCACAUGGCGCCAGAGGUGGUGAUGGGCAAGCCCUGUGACGCCAAGGUGGACGUCUGGAGCAGCUGCUGCAUGAUGCUGCACAUGCUCAAUGGCUGCCACCCUUGGACCCAGUACUUCCGAGGGCCGCUGUGCCUCAAGAUUGCCAGCGAGCCUCCACCUGUGAGGGAGAUCCCGCCCUCCUGUGCCCCCCUCACAGCCCAGGCCAUCCAGGAAGGGCUCAGGAAAGAGCCUGUCCACCGAGCGUCUGCCGCAGAGCUGGGGGGGAAGGUCAGCCUGGCGCUGCAGCAUGUGGGAGGUCUGAGGAGCCCUUGGAGGGGAGAGUACAAAGAACCAAGACAUCCGCCGCCACUCCAAGCCCACCCACCGUCAAGCCAAGGGCACCCUCACCAGACCCUACGUGCCCCGCCAGUGGAGCUGUCGCCAGGGGAGCUCUCACCAGGGGACCCGGGGCCCCAGCCAGCUGAGGAUGCAGCAGGCGGGGCCCCUAAGCUCCAGCCUCCUCCACCCCCAGAGCCCCCAGAGCAGAACAAGUCUCCCAGCCUGCACUGGGGCAAAGAAGAGUCCAGGACGUGGGAACCACUGGCUCUGUCCUCCCUGGAUCCGGCCCCAGCCAAGAACUCCAGCUCACCAGAGCGGAAGGCAACCUUCCCCGAGCAAGAGCUGCAACAGCUGGAAAUAGAAUUAUUUCUGAACAGCCUGUCGCAGCCGUUUUCUUUGGAGGAACAGGAGCAAAUCCUGUCAUGCCUCAGCGUCGACAGCCUCUCCCUGUCAGAUGACAGUGAGAAGAACCCGUCCAAGGCCUCUCAGAGCUCGCGGGACACCCUGAGUUCCGGCGUGCACUCGUGGGGCAGCCAGGCGGAGGCCCGCAGCUCCAGCUGGAACAUGGUGCUGGCCCGGGGGCGGCCCACCGACACGCCGAGCUAUUUCAACGGUGUGAAAGUCCAAAUACAGUCUCUCAAUGGCGAACACCUGCACAUCCGGGAAUUCCACCGGGUCAAGGUGGGAGACAUCGCAACCGGCAUCAGCAGCCAGAUCCCAGCCUCAGCCUUCAGCUUGGUGACCAAGGACGGGCAGCCUGUGCGCUACGACAUGGAGGUGCCGGACUCGGGCAUCGACCUGCAGUGCACCCUGGCCCCUGACGGCAGCUUCGCCUGGAGCUGGAGGGUCAAGCAUGGCCAGCUGGAGAACAGGCCCUAACCAGCCUUCCACCACUGGCUCCACUUGGCCAGAAGUGACCUUCCUUCUCGGUGCUCAGCGCUGCCCCCGAGACACAGGCUCAGCCUGCCUGCUCCCAGGGGCCUGCCAGCUUGUGGCUCAGCGGUGGGACCAGGGGCUGGCAGCAGUGAGGUGGGGCUAGCAGAACACCUUCCAGGAUCUCCCACCUGUGUCCUUCCUGAGCCCACAUGAGGAGGAGGAGGAGGAAGACAGGAGGCCUCUUCCCAUGGGGAACAAAGAGGGUCUUCUCUGCCUUGGUCCUGACAAGCUGGCCUGACCCAUUAGGAUCAGUGACCACUUGCUGGCAGUCAGGGGAGAGUGGCUUCCGGCCCAGGUCCCAGAGAGGUGGGUGAGCCCCUCCCUCGGGUUCCAGGCAGGUAUGAGCAUCUAAUGACCUACCCCCAGGCCCAGUACAGGACUGGGGCAGCAGGUGUGCCUACCCUUGGGUUAAUGGAGGGGGCCCUCUGACGCCCUUGGCCGGCCUUGCCUGGCCAUCAGGCCCCCUUCUAUCUCUAGGUGUUUUUCAGACCAGGUCAGGGAGGGAGGAAUGCCUGACACUGGGGGUCUCCCUGGGAGAAAACACCACACUUCUCAGGGAGCCGCAACCCAGGCCCUGAGCUGAGCUCAGCUUCAGCAAGGACCAGAGAAGGCGUUCGAGUGACGUGGUUCUCAGUCCCUAAGCACAUGCCCCUUCGCUGCUGGCCACGAGUCUUCCCCGGAGCAGCAGGCCCCGAGCCCCAACCGCAGGCCCAGCACCGCCCCUGCGCAGCUGGCACUCAGCUCCCUCAUCUGUAGUAGCGAAGGGCGACAUGAGACCUACCUGACGGGAACCGUCUGAGGACAGAGCACGAUAGACUCGAGAGAAGGCGGCAGAUGCAGGUGCUACUGUUACCCAGGCCACGGCUCUCAACAGCCUCACGUGAGCUUCCCGAGACACUCACUGGUCCUGCUGCCCCUGGUCUUGGGGGCACUGCCAGCUGCACUUUGCACUCUGAUGACCUCAAGCACUUUCAUGGCUGCCCUCCAGGAGGGCAGGCCAGCGGUUCUGCAUGAGCACAAGCAGGCCAGGAGAUGGGGUGAAGGGACUCAGCUCUUGACCCUUCUCCAUGCAUGUGACCCCUCAAACCUCCUUCAGGUUUCUUUAAGGUGAGCACCCCCUACCAUCACCCCAACCCAGCCUCUUCUUUCCGGGGGAGCUGAUCAGCACUCAUGUAGCAUUAAUCAACUGUGAAUUGUUGUGGGGUGAGGGGAUGUCCCCUGAGGUUCCAUCUGGGGAGAAGCUCAUCCCCACGUUUUGCCAAGGUGGCCUCUGCCCAGCUCUCCACAUUGAGCCAUGCUGCUCCCCAGGGAGAGACCCCCGGCCCCCCCAUGCAUGAAGAACUGCAGCCUUGGUCCUGCAGAGUUGAGACGGUAGAGAACUCCUCGUGGGCAAUAAAGUUUGAGGUAAUAAGUGUGUU